AUGAAAGCAUGGCCCCGGCAGAACCUCCUGCAGAAUGACCCUCCUCAACAGCCUAUAACACAGGUACCAAAAACACCAGCCAUAUGUUAUGUGGAUGUAGCAACUCUGGAUACCAAGCAAGAUUUUGCAAAUCUACUCACAGAUAUUAAACUGCUAGCAGCAGAUGUGGAUCUAGUCAGGGCUGAGGUGCAGAUGGAUACAGAUAGGAUCCGUGCAUCAGAGGAAGACAUUCUUGAUAUAAGACAAGAUGUGUAUGUCACGAAGGACACCGUUUAG
Messenger RNA from Pelobates cultripes (western spadefoot toad), 276 nucleotides. The record is from the annotation of a GenBank genome assembly. Lineage: Eukaryota; Metazoa; Chordata; Amphibia; Anura; Pelobatidae.